This is a messenger RNA of Pyrus x bretschneideri (Chinese white pear), 634 nucleotides long. Its product is annotated as 10 kDa chaperonin, mitochondrial. Gene Ontology annotation, molecular function: protein folding chaperone; protein-folding chaperone binding; metal ion binding. NCBI's taxonomy places the organism in Eukaryota, Viridiplantae, Streptophyta, Magnoliopsida, Rosales, Rosaceae. The transcript is spliced from 3 exons. The coding region runs from base 148 to 441 and encodes 97 amino acids. Gene Ontology annotation, cellular component: mitochondrial matrix. The record is from RefSeq and is a predicted model, not a curated record.
ACCUAGAACCUUCCACGAUCCCCUCGAACUUGAUCAACAAGCAGUCCCCUCCUCUCCAAAUCCUCACAUUUUAAACCAUCAGCAAUCGUCAUCUUCCCCCAAAACCCUAAGCCAGUAGCUCCACUGUUUUCAGAAACAGACACCCAAAUGGCGAGGCGUUUGAUUCCAACUCUCAACCGCGUCCUGAUCGAGAAAAUCAUCCCGCCCUCCAAAACCACCGCCGGCAUUCUCCUCCCCGAGUCCUCCACCAAGCUAAACUCAGGGAAGGUGGUUGCUGUGGGACCAGGAGCCAAGGACAAGGCCGGGAAUCUGAUUCCGGUGGCCGUGAAGGAAGGCGAUACAGUUCUUUUGCCCGAGUAUGGCGGCACCCAAGUGAAGCUUGGUGACAAAGAGUUCCAUUUAUACAGGGACGAAGACAUCUUGGGCACUCUCCACGAUUGAGUCAUCGGAAAACUUGAGGGUCAGAUGUAGCUGAUGAAACAGUGGAUAGGGAAGUUCUAAUGGGAUGUUAGUUUUCCUUUUAAUGAACUAAUUUGGAUCUAUUUAUUUUUCCAUCUUCUGUUUGGAUUGGGUUUUCGGCACUGGAAAUUAUGAGCUAAAUUUCGUUUUGAAACGGUAGAGACAAUUUAUAUCA